AUGCAUUCCAACUGUCUCUCGGAGUCCAGUGCUGAUAGAGAAUACGUGCUGGUUGCAUCUGCCAAUGUCAUUUCCAAUGCCCAAAUGCCAUCCAACUCUGACAAAAACGAAUUUGUGUUUGUCCCAUCUGCGUCAUCUGCGACUGCCCAAAAUCCCGAGGCCAGGCCCAAAGAAGAAAUCCGCGCGAACUCUGUCGACUUGAGCGAGUCUGACCUCAACGCGUUCUUGCCUGACGAAGAAAUCCGCGCGAAUUUUGAUGAGCACUUAAGCGAGUCUAACCUCAACGCCGUCUUCAAUAGCUUUGUGACCAAUGGAUCUUACGAAGGAUCCCUAUUGCCAGCCCAGUUUGACCAGAUUGUGGACCAGCUUUCCACCAAAUACGGCUUUAGCAUCCCCGUCAGCAUAGACCACGUCCAAGGCCCCAACGGGCCUGUUCCAGCCAACUAUUUGAUCCGCGCGACUCUGCAAGAAUGGACUAGAGCCCGGCAAGAAAGCGGGCACGUCGACGGGCACUUUCCAGAUUUUGUGGCCUUCAGGGGAAUGGUGCUUCAUGAUGAUAAUCUCAGCGAAGGCGGUCAGCAAAUCCCUAAUGCAAUAAAUAUUUCUGACAACUAA
Messenger RNA from Puccinia triticina, 615 nucleotides. RefSeq lists its product as uncharacterized. NCBI's taxonomy places the organism in Eukaryota, Fungi, Basidiomycota, Pucciniomycetes, Pucciniales, Pucciniaceae. The record is from RefSeq and is a predicted model, not a curated record. The coding region runs from base 1 to 615 and encodes 204 amino acids. The transcript is spliced from 5 exons.